AUGACGGAUCAAAAAAGGUACACCAACAAACUAGAAAAGUCUCGUAUCCUAGUCAUCGGCGGAACAUCAGGCCUCGGCUACAGCGUAGCAGAAGCAUGCCUUGAAAAUGGAGCUUUGGUAACAAUCAGCUCAUCAAACCCAUCACGCGUCGAUAGCGCUGUAUCUAAACUCAAGGAUGCAUACCCGUCAUCCGCCGACCCUAGUAACCCCCGCGUCUGGGGUCUUACUGUUGAUCUGGGGAAGCAGGAGACGCUGGAAGAAGAGUUGAAGACACUUUUGGAAAAGACAGUAGGGAGUAUGCCGGAGGGCAAAUUAGACCAUGUUGUCUAUACUGCAGGAGACAAGUUGGCGGAAAUUGGUCUGGCAGAUAUGGUAUGUUUUAUUUUCUUUCAUCAUGCCGUCCUUAUUUUUCUUUCCAGGAUCUUUGCAUGGACAACUCUUCGUCUCUUUUCCUUCCAAAUUCUCAACUUGGAUGGGUAUGAAUUAACGCUGUUCACUCUCCAGACAAUGCAAAACAUUCUAGCCGCCGGCCAGCUCCGUUUCUUCGCCCCCCUUCUCCUCGCAAAACACCUUCCCAACUACUUGGUCCCCAGCUACAAAUCCUCCUACGUCAUUACCACGGGCGCCGUAUCCGAGAAGCCGAUUCCCAACUGGAGCGUCAUUGGUUCGUAUGCAGGAGGUCUCCACUCCAUGGUACGUGGUCUAGCUCUUGACAUGAAACCCAUUCGCGUUAAUGGUGUGAGUCCUGGAGCAGUCGAUACGGAACUUUGGGAUCAUCAUGGGCAGGAGAAGAAGGAGGCGAUUAUGCAGGCUAUGACAAGUAAGAUGACGACAGGGAGGGUGGGAAGGCCGGAGGAUGUGGCGGAGACGUUUUUGGGGCUUUUGAGGGAUUACAAUAUCGAUGGGAGUAUGAUUAGGACAGAUGGUGGAGGCAUGUUGAUGUAG
This is a messenger RNA of Alternaria atra, 945 nucleotides long. RefSeq lists its product as uncharacterized. NCBI's taxonomy places the organism in Eukaryota, Fungi, Ascomycota, Dothideomycetes, Pleosporales, Pleosporaceae. Gene Ontology annotation, molecular function: oxidoreductase activity. Bases 1 to 945 code for a protein of 314 amino acids. The transcript has a single exon. The record is from RefSeq and is a predicted model, not a curated record.